GGUGACGGCCGAAGCGCGCCGGGUGGGGGCCGGUUUUGUUGGAGGGUCUGGAGGCCAGUGGUGCCGGCAGCAAGGAAGGCGCGGCCGGGAACCCAAGACGUCGUCAGCGGAGACUGCGGGCUCCCUGCCGGUCCCCGGCCUCAGUUUCCCGAGGUGUGGCGUGGGAAUCACUCGAGCCACGUGCUCUCUGGCCCCCGUGCCGCCCCACCGCGGCGCCCUUGGCAGAGGGGAGAGUGAGGCCCGGCACCAGGACGCCCGCAUCUUUCUACAGGUUCCGAUGGCGGCAGUGACGCAGACAGACUCAGCUCAGGGUCUGAUGGCUUUUGAAGAUGUGGCUGUGUACUUCUCCCGAGAGGAGUGGGGGCUUCUGGACACAGCCCAGAGGGCCUUGUACCGCCGUGUGACGCUGGAGAACUUCGCACUCCUGGCCUCGCUGGGUAAGGCUUGGUCCUGCGUAGGAAGCUCGGUUGCCAGCCUGGGCUGCCAGCAUUAACCUCUUAUGUCGUGGUGGCCUGGGAGCAGCCGCACGCUGCUGACAGAGUGUCCCUGUUCGCUGUGGCGCCCUCUGCUUAGUCCUUCCUGGUGCUGCCAGCCCAGUUCUUUCGCACCCGCGGCUGUUCCCAGGCUAGGGGUCAAAUCAGAGUUGCAGCUGCUGGCCUACACCACAGCGCACAGCAAUGCAGGAUUCCUAACCCGCUGAGGGAGGCCUGGGAUCGAACCUGCAUCCUCAUGGAUACUAGACAGGUUUGUUACCGCUGAUCCACAAUGGGAAUCUCCACCAGCACGGUUCUCCUCCCAGGAGCUGUUGUGCCGCUCUGUGAGUCUGCCCCGGGGGCACUCCAGGUUUUCUUGGCUCUUAGGGGGGCCCUCUCUGUCCCGUGAAGCCCUGACUGCUGCCGGCUCCUGGGGCGCCCCUCACUUGCUUGUCUUCUCACAGGACUCUCUGUGUCCCGACCCCGGGUGGUCACCCAGCUUGAGCGUGGUGAGGAGCCCUGGGUUCUCAGUGGGACAGAUGUGACGCUGGCCAGGAAUGCCCAAAGCAGGCCUAGCCCUGGCCCUGGGGGCACAACCUGGGCCAGGUGGCCCCUCGUCCUGCCCCUGGGGGGUUGACCGUGCUGAGAGGCCGACAGUAAGCAGAGCCGGUGAGGGAACGCUGCAGCCGCAGGCAGCCAGCAGUGUGAGGAGAAGGAGCAGCCUGGGGAGCACCCAGGACUGCGCACUCCCUGCCAAUAGCGUGUGUGGCCCCUGCUGUGCUCCCACUCGGCCCGCCGGGUCACCCCUGCCCACCCACUCCCGGAUCAGCCAGGUGUCCUCCGUGUCUGUGCUUUCAGGUUGUUCUCCUCCAGCAGCGGACAGAGAUGUUUCUGGAAAAGCAGCCCUGCCUGGGCCCUUGCAGGAGGGCCGUCCCCCGGCAGCUCCCAGGGCCCUCCCCACCACUGGUGCCUGCCAGCGUGGGAAAAGCCUGGAGGGCCGCGGCAGCAUCUCCCCGCAUCGGGAGAGGAAACCCACGGGGGUGUCUGUGAUCUACUGGGAAAGGCUCCGGCUGGGCCCCGGGGGCAGUGAGGCGGGGGUGGGCCUGCGGCUGACCUCUUCCCUGCGGGCCCCACCUGGGGAGAAGGCCCUGGCCGACCGGCCCCCGCUGGGAAGGCAGCCCCGGGCAUCCGAGCGGCAGAAGCCUUGGGCCCACGAGGCCCCCGGCAGAGCCUUCCUGAGCGGCCCGGGUGCUCUGGGCGGCCGAGGAAUGGGUGUGGCCUGGCGUGAGCCUCCGAGACUGGCUGCCGGGCCGGAUCCCCCGGCCUGGGCCGACCUGGGCGAGGCCCUGCCUGCCGGCCCGGGCCUCCUUCCCGGGGAGAAGCCCUUUGAGUGCAGGGCGUGCAGCAAAGUGUUCGUGAAGAGUUCAGACCUCCUGAAGCACCUGCGCACCCACACCGGCGAGCGGCCCUACGAGUGCGCGCAGUGCGGCAAGGCCUUCAGCCAGACUUCGCACCUGACGCAGCACCAGCGCAUCCACAGCGGCGAAACGCCCUACAGCUGCCCCGCCUGCGGCCAGGCCUUCCGGCACAGCUCCUCUCUGGUGCGGCACCAGCGCAUCCACACGGCCGAGAAGGCCUUCCGCUGCGCCGAGUGCGGCAAGGCCUUCAGCCACCGCUCCAACCUCAGCCAGCACCGCAAGAUCCACGCGGGCGGCCGGCCCUACGCCUGCGCGCGCUGCGGCCGCAGCUUCUGCCGCAACUCGCACCUGAUCCAGCACGAGCGCACGCACACGGGCGAGAAGCCCUUCGCCUGCGCGCUCUGCGGCGCCGCCUUCAGCCAGGGCUCGUCGCUCUUCAAGCACCGGCGCGUGCACACGGGCGAGAAGCCCUUCGCCUGUGCGCAGUGCGGCCGCGCCUUCAGCCACAGCUCCAACCUCCGGCAGCACCGGCUGCUGCACACGGGCGAGCGGCCCUUCCGCUGCAGCGACUGCGGCAAGGCCUUCGCCAAGGGCGCCGUGCUGCUCAGCCACAGGCGCAUCCACACGGGCGAGAAGCCCUUCGUGUGCGCUCAGUGCGGCCGCGCCUUCCGCGAGCGCCCGGCCCUCUUCCACCACCAGAGGCUGCACACCGGCGAGAAGCCGCCGCGGAGGCCCAGCGCAGGCCCGCGCCCCCAGGCCAGGCCUCCUGCAGGGGCCUCGCCGGAGGGCGCGCUGCGGAGGGAAGCCGGGCCCACCGCCUCCUCAGGCCCAGCCGCUGUUGCAAAGACAGCUGAGGCCUGAGGUAGCAGCCCUGGCCGACCUCGCCUGUGGCGAUUCCGUCUGUGGCUUCAGGGCCCCUGGCCUCUGCAGAUGCACGCUUUGGAGAAGCCCUGCGUGUGUGCACCACUUCUGCCUGCACGUGGUGUCGAGACUGGCCGCUCGUCAGCAGCAGCUUGCGCCUCUCUCCCCAAGAGGUCAUCCUGCAGGAAGGUCGGGGCGGCCAGCAUGGUGGUGCCGGAUCCUGCAUGUUUUGACCGUAAGCUUGAAUGGGAAGGGCCAGGGUGGGGUGGAGGCAGUCCUGAGAAAUUUCUGAGGUUUACACACAAACUUUGGGGUUUGUAUGUAACACCCCAACUCCCAGGAUAUCCCGCCCACCCCCAAGGCCUCCGUUCUUCCAAGGCUUCCUGGGAGCAGGUGCAGUGCACAGAAGUCAUGGGGGGAAGGUGCUGGCUCGGCCAGGUGGCUGGGCCCUGAGCCUUAGGGCCCGGGUCUGGGCAAGAGAAGAGUCGGGCCUGCAGAGGGGGUCUGCGCGCCGGGCAGGCCUGACCUGGGUGAGGGCCAGUAGGUGUCAACUGCCAGUCCCAGUGCUGAGUGCGGCAGGGUUUCUCCUGACAGCUCUUGUGAAGGGGCUGAGGAAACUGAGGCACAGAGGGGCUGGGAGCUGCACACAUCAGAGCCGCUGGCCCAGCAUCCGGGAAGCUCACCACCUUCCCCACAUACUUAGCCUGCCAGCUGUGAGGGCCAGGUGAAGCCUGCGUGUCCCCUGCAGUUGGCAGACCCCAAGGAGCUGGAGGCGGAAGGUCCUCGGGUGGGAGGGGAGGACAAAGACUGAGCGUGAUGGUUCCCCAGCUGUGCUUGUUCACUCAGAUUGUGGUCCAGGUCUCAGCAUCGGCUGUGUCCCAUUGCUGCCAAAGUCAGCAUUACAGGAGACUUUCCGUCCCCCUACACUAUUGAGGGGUGAGCUUAACAACAGGUCAGAGGGGACAGGAUGGGGCAGCAUGGUUCUGUGUGGUCGAGUGGCCAUGUGCCUUCCUGUUGUUCCUCCCGCAUUGGAAGGAGGACUUGCCAUUACCUAAGGCUCUGUGUGGUGCCCUCCCAGGGUGACUCCCCAGAGUGACAUUCCCCACGCGGUGGGGACAAUGAGUCAGACAGGUGGGGUGGUGCCCAGUUGGUGUCCUGUGGCCUCGACCUUGGGCUUCAUCCCCAGGGGACUUAAUGGUCUUUUUACUGGGAGGGAAAGACUGGGAGACGUUAAUCUCAGAGUCGAUAAACAUUGUAAACUUUUGCACAGCACUGCGUAGGUCCACAGCCUCCGCCUCCAGGUUAUGGUUCAGAAAGUUUUAACAAGACAAGAGUCCAGAGAGGCUCCCUAAUAAAGGUUUCUUUUCAAAAAC
This is a messenger RNA of Sus scrofa (pig), 4125 nucleotides long. The record is from RefSeq and is a predicted model, not a curated record. Lineage: Eukaryota; Metazoa; Chordata; Mammalia; Artiodactyla; Suidae.